AUGCCAAAGCGCAACAAUCCAGAAUCGCCUGCUGAUUCUGUAACUGGAUUGUCAGGAGAUGAAUCUCAGUCUAGUAGUUUAACUACCCGUAAACGACGUCGUCUAGCCAAUGCUUCUCAGCUGGACUUAUGCCAAGAACUGUUUGAUAAAAUUCGGGCAUAUCGUGGAGAAGAUGGUUCACUAUCUGAAGCAUUUAUGCGUUUACCAACAAGAAGGUCACAUGCAGACUACUAUGAAGCAGUUAGAGAGCCAAUGGAUUUAGCUCGUAUUCAGGCGAAAAUUAAAGCAUCGGAAUAUGAAAGUGUAGAUCAGAUGGCCACAGAUAUUAAUUUAAUAGUAGCAAAUACUAAGGCCUUCUAUCCAGCCUCAACCACAGAGUUUGCCAAGGCUGUUGAGUUGCAAGAUGUCUUUGAUCGAGAGCGUCAACUGCUUCAGGCGAUAACCACUAAAAGUACCGAUUCAACUACAAGCUCAACAACCAGCAGUGUUGUCGACAGACGUACGACGCGCAAGCGUACAUUUGUUAGUGAAGAACGUGAUGAAGAAGAAACUGAGACCUUAUCAAUUGCGGCGUCAGAUGACUCACGUAUAGCAGCAUCAGAGACGAGUACCACAAAUUUAACUUCUUCUAGUCAGCCUAGUUCAACACAACUUGACAAUCCCUUUGAACUAUUUUUUGCUUCUAUCGCAAAAUAUGUUAGCGAAAGUGGUCGACCAUUAGCUCCAACCUUUACUCAUCUACCAUCAAGAGAGCUUUAUCCGGUGUAUUACGUUGUUAUCAAAGAACCAAUCGAUUUGCGAAUGAUUGCCAGACGAAUCGUGUCUGGCAAAUACAACUCUAUGGAUGAAUUAGAAAAAGAUUUUACACUUUUAGCUCGAAAUGCCAAGACUUUCAAUGAACCUAAAUCAGUUAUCUAUCAGGAUGCCGCAACACUGGCGAGAAUACUGAAAGGCAAACGUAGUGAAGCUGAACAUCCACCGGUUCGAACUAAUAGGGAGAGAGGAAGGCGUACAUCUCGUUUGAAUUAUGUGCCUCAUGAAGUAGUAGAAGAAUUCGCCUCAAUGCCUGACUUGUCUGAUCCUCCGGAGAGUUCUAACCAUAUAGAUGAAUCCACAGAAGGAGCUUUUGAGCUUUCUGGAGAUGAUGAAGACACUCGAGCAACUGGUACUUCUCAGAGUUGUUCAUCGAUAGCUUCUGCUUCUGUUAAAAAGAAACGCGGACGACCACGUCUUUAUCCACUACCUGAAGAUACCAUAAAAGGAAGUCCAUCAAGAGAACCUCUUUCUCCAGCAAGUGUGGCUUCUCAACAUGGUCCGUCGGCAUUUGGUGAUACGAGUAACUAUCCACCUUCCUGUUCACGAGGUCAUCGACGUUUACAGGAAAAGCUUUUACAAGUUGUAUUGGAUGCUACCAACUCAGAGGGUCAACUGAUAUCAACACCAUUUUUCCGGCUUCCAUCUAGAAGGCUAUACCCGGACUAUUAUGAAGAAAUCACCAACCCUUUAUGUUUAUCUACAAUAAAGAAAAAAAUCAAGCGAUAUGAAUAUGCUUCGUUAGAUGCUCUCCUCACGGAUUUAGAUGUUGUAUUCAACAAUGCUCAACAAUAUAAUGUUGAACAGAGUGCAAUACAUCAAGAUUCUAUUCUCUUACAACAGUUAGCUCACAAAAAAUGUGAAGAGCUAAGAAAUUCAGAAAUAGCAUUGAACAUUAAACCGGACAGUACAGAAGCAGCUCCAUUUAGUCCAGGUGGAAGUGUCUCAUCGACUGCAGUAUCAGAAAGCACGAAUUUUGCACAAUACGAUCAAACUCCACUUAAACGUGUUGGGCGUCGAUUGUUCUCAGCAGAAGAGGCUACUGCAAAACGACUACAGAGUUUAUACAAAGCUGUUUACUAUUUCCGUGCUGAUGAUGGACAUUUUCCUCGGGAUACAUUUGUUAGUCUACCGUCAAAAGAUGAGUAUCCAGAUUACUAUCAAGUAAUAUCUAAUCCUAUUGACCUAACAAUGAUCAAGCAUAAGAUGGAUGAAGGGAAAUACUCUACAUAUGAAGAAAUGGCUAGUGAUCUACAACUAAUGUUUACUAAUGCUAGAACUUAUAAUGAAGAAGGUUCAUCAGUGUAUAGUGAUGCAGAGCUUUUAGACUCGAUUGUUAAAAAACGCAUUAGAAGUUUUGUUCAAUAUACUGCAACUCCAACUCGACCAAUAACGAUGUCUCAACAGUACGACGCUGCAAAUGGGCAACCACAAACCAACUCAAUAAACAAUACUCCUGCUGUUGUUCAUCCUCAACAGUCAGGACAACCAACAGUACCACUUUUGCAGCGUGUUAUGCUGGAACUUUUUCAGGCUGUUCGUGAUUAUCAAAUCAAUGGGAGAAUUUUGUCCACUCCAUUUAUGCGUCUACCAACUCGCAGUGAACUUCCAACGUACUAUGAAUUUAUUAAGAAACCUAUAGAAUUACAAGCAGUUGCUAAACAGUUAGUACAAGGAAAGUACAAUGACUUUGAAGAAUUUGCUGGUGAACUUUUCUUGAUGUUCGAUAAUGCAUGUAGAUUCAAUGAACCAGAUUCACAGAUUUAUGCUGAUGCAUUAAUACUUCAUAGAGUGUGCUUAGCCAAACGAUCUAUGCUACUAUCUAUUCACCAGCAAUCUCUUUCUAUACCUCCAUGUGUUGCACCUGAUGUUCCUACAGGCAUCCGUCGUUUGUUAACUAAUCUUCACAAUGCAAUGCUGACUGCAUGUGAUCAAGACGGUCGGGGAUUAGUAGAUUCAUUAAUUGCAGGUGAUGGUACGGAAUCAACACUGACUUCAGUAACAGCAGCUCGCUUGGCUGCACUUCAUCGUGCAGUAGCAGAGGGUUCAUAUCGUCGUUUAGAUAGUCUUCAAUCAGAUUGGCUUGGAAUAUUAGUUAGAGCACGAAUAGGAGAAGGAUCAGAUCAACCUGCAGAAGUGAAAAAUCCUUGUCCCACUAAACAACAACGUUUAGAUGCUGCAGAAUUAGCUCGUCGAUGGGUUCGACUUCGAGAUGAAUUAUGCCAUCGACAACAGAGAAGACCAACAACUCAGACAACUACAGGAAACACCGACUCUGGGUCUGUGUUACCUACCCAUGUUGUUUUGUAUAGUCCUGCUAUGUCCUAUACAGAAGCUGCACUAGAACGCGAUAUCAAUGAUGAAGAUGCUAAGCAUAAGCUUCCAACUUAUGAUGAUGAAAAUGGUGAAGAAAAUCUCAAACCACUUUCAGAAGGCGAAUGUGAAUUAAAACAUUUCGAAGCACGUGGUCAAAUCUAUCAUGUGGGAGAUUAUGUGUAUGUGGAACCGAUGAGACCAAAUGUAACUCAAUGUCAUAUAGGCCGUAUAACACGUAUCAGUAGACGAGAACAUUCAUCAUCAAAUGAUAAUGCGGAGAAAAUGUCCACAAACGAAGACCAAACAAAGUCAGAAAAUCAUAAUGAGAACCCUGAUUCAUCCUCGAAAGUUGAUCAUCCUGGUACAAUCAAUGUUCGCUUAUCUAUGUAUUUACGACCGGCUGAAGCUCAUCCUUCGCGUAGACGACGUCUCCUAGCUACUGAAGUUUUUCGAACAGCUCUUGGAGAAACAGUUCAAAUAAGUCAAAUUGUCGGUCGUUGUCUUGUAAUGCAUAUUUCUCAAUUUAUUCAGUUUAAACCAAAGAAUCUUGAAGAACGUGAUAUAUUUAUUUGUGAAUCUCAGUUUUCGAUUACAUCACAGCUGUUUACCAAAAUUCGAAAUUGGGAUGUUCCCGUUCCUUCGAGUAUUGAAUUAGAGGCUAGACCAACUCCAUUUGUACCAACCCGUUUACCGCCAAAUGAACCUUUAGGAAAUGCUCUAGAACAGGUGGAUAACAGUCUUUUUGUUCAAAUGAAUUAUCCUUUACCAAGAACCUUCCAAUCACUUGUUCUUGAAGAUCUAUCAGAAACAGAAGGAACUAUAACCUAUGAACAAUACGUUCAUGACAAUGGAUUUUUAGUGAAAUUAGGUGAUUUUCUUUACGUUCCACCAACUGAGGGUUCCUCGGAACGUCGUAUUGUACGAGUCGACAAAUUGUGGAAGUCCUGCGCUCAAAAUGCUAUUUUAUUUACUGGACCAUGGUUUGUUACUUCAUCGUCUGUGGAGCAUCUACCAACACGUUUAUUUUAUCCCAAAGAAGUAUUUCUUGCGAGUACUGAGCAUGCUGUUCAUGCACUUGCUUCAGCUACAGGAAAAUGUUACGUUAUGCGUCCGUGUGAUUAUGCUCAAGCUCGACCUUCUGAAAUUCCAGAACAAGAUAUUUACAUGUGUGAUUCUAAAUAUUUUGAAAGUGAAAAAGUUAUUCGUAAACUCAAGAAAGGAUUGAAAAAGUUUCAGUUUUCAUCGGAUGAUGUACACGAAGAUGAAUUUUUCUUCUUCUCUCAACAAAUUGUGCCUAGAAAAGAUGCUUCGCCUCUUUUGGCUCAAGCCUCUACAGAACCACUUCAAAAUGAACAACUCAAUCGUCCUGUUUCACUUGCACUUACUUGUGCACUUGCUGCUGCAGCUGGAACCACUACCAGUAUGGUGACCUCUCCAAUUAUAUCAAUUCCUACAGACACAACAAAACAAACUGAACGUUUAUCGACUGGACAAGGGAAUGAAAAUACUGCAACGAGUUCAUUAACAAGCCAUAAUACAACUCCUGUAAUUGGUCGUCCACCGUCUAAUACACCACCUAUUAACAAUACUCCUGUUCAUGGCAUUUCACAAUCACCUCAAAUUGAUGCCUUAACUCGUGCUUUUAUUGAAAAUAAUGUGGAUCGGACUGGCAAAAAGCGCAAAAUUCGCAAACCGCCGUCAGGUUAUGUUUUAUAUGCUGGAGAAAUUAGAAAGAAAUUGCUACAAGAACGUCCGGAUGCUCCAUUUGGUGAAAUAUCCCGCGAAGUAGGAUUAUUGUGGCGUCAAAUGCCUACUUCGCAACGAGAUAUUUAUGAACAAAAGGCUCAUCUAAUUAGACAACAUAUGGCUGAGGAGGAAAUGCAAAUGAAGGCUAGAGAACAAGAACAAGUACAGCUUCAUCUUCAGCAACAAUUAACAGCUGCAUCUGUUUCAUCGCUAAACAUCGGAGGAACAAUGCCUCUUCAAACUGCUGCAGGAGUUAACCCACCCAGUUCACCUCGAAUGCCUGUCACUGCACCACCUGCUACAAUGCAGUUUUAUCAGACACCAUCUGGUCAAGUUAUUCAAAUUGUUCAUGCCUCAUCAACGCCUAGUGUUGUUGGGCAGAGUUCAGUUCCAGCUCAGACUGUAACGGCCCCACUUGGUCAACCUGUUAGUAUUGUUCAAACGACAUAUGCAACAAUGCCUGCAAUUGCUUCUGCUUGUCCUGUUGGCAAUGCAACUCAUCAAGUUGUCUACCAGCUGGCUAAUCAACAGCCGGGUAUUCUUCCGACUGGGACUGUUGGUUCAGGAGCACCACCACAACAAUUCUACCAACCACAACUUCAUCCUCAACAGCAGCAGCAGCAACAACAACAGAGACUUUUAGUUGCAUCUAGUGUUUGCACGACGCCUACUAUAAUGGGUGCUGUAAUUGGAUCAACAGCUACUGUACCACCUGGUCUAUCUGUUGGCACAAAUACGGGUCCUUCAAUGUCCAAUGUUCCACAAGCACAGAUAUUGUUAGGCUCAACAGGUACCAUACCUACAACUGGGUUACCAUCAUUAGCGCAAGGUGGUGGUUUUGUCGUAACUACAGCUCCUACGCUAACUCAACCUCAGGUGCAUCCUAGUCUUGCUGUUGGUGCCCAACAACAUAUUGUCCCUACAGUUGGCUCAAAUGUUGGUGCUACUUGUUCUCAGGAUUAUACAUCACAAGUUCAACCACAGUAUCAAUUAGUGCAACAAGUCCCUCAAACUCAGCCGAUUCUUCCAAAUGUUAUGGCUUCUGUUGUUCCCGGGACACAAUUUAUUCAAUCACAACCACAAGCUAUACAAACUCAUCCACCAGCUGCUCGAUCAUCUUCCCCAAUAUUUGUAUCGGUUCCGCCACGAACAUCUCGUGUUCUUCAUUCUGAAAUAUACCAACGUUACAUAAAUCGUUUACGGAAAAAUACUUCUGGUGGACUAGGUGAUUGGCAUAAUCAACUGUCGGCAUCAAUAGAUACUGCACCUCCAAUCCAAUCAAAUACUGCUAGUCAGUUAGUUGGCAAUUUCUUCGCUGAUCCUAAGAAAGUAGAAGGUUGUUCAGUGGUUGAUGCAUUGUGGAAUUUAAGGGAUCAUCUAUUAGAAGAUGCUUUGAAAAUUCGUCUACGAUGUCUGAGUGCUACAGAAUGUUAG
Molecule: messenger RNA, 6309 nt
Organism: Trichobilharzia szidati
Lineage: Eukaryota; Metazoa; Platyhelminthes; Trematoda; Strigeidida; Schistosomatidae
Source: the annotation of a GenBank genome assembly